GGGGGCUAAAAUUGCCCCGCCUUCCCAGGACAAACUGGCUUUUCGAACGAGCUCAGACGCCAUUUUCCAUCGACAGCGGAAAAGGACGUCACGUUCGAACAACGCCCCGGUCAAAUCACACUCCUAAUUAACACUGAUAAAGUAGAGUUUUCUUGGAUCGUCAUAUCCAGUCAUGCACCGCGAAUGCCCCCUUGACUGCAAGGUCUAUGUUGGCAAUCUGGGCAACAAUGGCAACAAGACGGAGUUAGAAAGGUCAUUUAGUUACUAUGGGCCUCUCCGCAGUGUGUGGGUGGCCAGGAACCCCCCAGGCUUUGCCUUUGUAGAAUUUGAAGACCCCAGAGAUGCUACUGAUGCAGUGCGAGAGCUUGAUGGGAGAACAUUGUGUGGUUGCCGUGUGCGAGUGGAGCUGUCCAAUGGGGAGAAACGCAGUCGCACCCGUGGUGCCCCGCCAUCGUGGAGCAGGCGCCCCCGAGACCGGGAUGAUUACAGGCGGCGUAGUCCACCAGCAAGGCGAAGAUCUCCACGCAGGCGGAGCUUUAGUCGCAGUCGCAGCAGGUCUUUCUCAAGAGACAGGAGGAGGGAGCGUUCCCUCUCUCGGGACAGGAACCACAAGACUUCAAGGUCCUUCUCUCGUUCAAGGAGUCGUUCCAUGAAAGACAAUUUGAACAGAAAUCACACAGACAUGCCACAUAGGGAGGAUUUGUGAAAAAGCUCCAAAAUAUUUCUUUCACAAAUGUUAAAGAAUGUGUAUCCUUUACACAUGUGUGUGUGUGUAAAGUCUUGCAGUAGCAAUGAAAAGGGGUUUUAUUUUAAUCAAAGUUAUUCAAAAUGUAUUUUUCUUGAAUAUGACACACAUGUCACUCAAAUACAACACUUUUGAAAGGAACAGUAUCUUACUGCCAUUUUGACAUCCAGUUGCAAGUUUUUCUAAUUCUUGCCACAUGUUUCUCCUAAAUGCUCGACACGUUUGGGUGGAGGAGGGUCAGCUAGGCCGGCCUGCCUUUGCUGCGCUACUUAAUGGUCAGAGCCAAGCCACGUGGAGCGGGAGAUGGGGCUUUGAGAAAGUCAGUGCCUGUCUUUCUCCCAGUGCCAGUUCCUGCUUUUACAGCUUGCCAACUCCAUUACUGCCCAAGCGGAUUUCAUCAUCAAUUUUGCGCAGCAUAGUGUCAACUUUAGUGUUGUUGUCUAUAUUUACCCUAAUGUAUCUCCAUAAACUGUCGUGGCUUUGAAUCCAUCCAAUAGAGGAAACAGCGCUGAAAGUUAAAGUCAAGUUGGUGAAA
Molecule: messenger RNA, 1280 nt
Organism: Hippocampus zosterae (dwarf seahorse)
Lineage: Eukaryota; Metazoa; Chordata; Actinopteri; Syngnathiformes; Syngnathidae
Gene: srsf3b
Product: serine and arginine rich splicing factor 3b
Exons: 6
Coding region: 173-706 (177 amino acids)
Biological process (GO): mRNA splicing, via spliceosome
Cellular component (GO): nuclear speck
Molecular function (GO): RNA binding
Source: RefSeq, a predicted model, not a curated record